CAGGGAAGCACCAUGCCACCAGCCGCUCAUCACAUGAUUCUUCUCUUGUGACAAUCUAGAGAGCGAAGAAAAAAAACCCGUUUGAGUUCAGCGGAGUUACAAUACUCUUCGGUGGGACAUGCUUGUUGUUCUGGCGCCAAGGCAGCAAAGAUGGAAUUCAGUUAACUCUCUGAACACUCUUGCGUCGACGUGCCAAUUUCAAACUGAGCUUUGUUGCGUCGCGACGAAGUUGGCGCAUGGAGAGGGACCAACUUUCGUUUUUGACGCAGCGUCUUUUUUUGUGAACUAGUGUCAUUUUUUUUUUUUGUUUUUUUUUUUGUGUGUGCUUGUUUUAGCGUCGACGUACCUCGACGUCCUUUUGUUUAAAGUUACGCAGCAGACCGGACAACUUUGGCUGACAUGGUGGACAGCAAACCCAUUCUUCAGGACAGACCUCCAGCCUACAACACUGUCCCCGGGGCUUACGAGUAUGCGCCCCCGCAGCAGCAGGCUCAGCAGCCGCACAGCUACGGGGCUAUCCCCGCCGCAGCCCCACCGCCCUACCACUACCCAGACAGCAGACAUGCCUACCCAACAGCCCAAAUGGGAGCAGCUGUGUCCCAUCAGCCCUAUUCUGGAACCUACACAGUUAUUCAACCCUCUGUUGUGGUGGUCGGAGGCUGCCCGGCCUGCAGAGUUGGCGUUCUGGAAGACGACUUUACCUGCCUGGGAAUCCUGUGUGCCAUCUUCUUCUUCCCGCUGGGCAUCCUCUUCUGCUUCGUGCUGCGGCAGAGACGGUGCCCUAACUGCGGCGCCACCUUUGGAUAGACCAAGCAAACGAAAGCGUACGACACGUGUACUCGACGAGCGAAAGGUUGGGGAUGUUGGGCAUUUGGGUUUAAUGUCAGCAUCAGCCUAAAAAUGCGUUUACCGUGAAGUCCAACGUCCCGAACUUUUUAAAGCAGUGUAUACAACAAUCCAGUAUUUUUAUGCCUUUUUUCCCCUUUUAUCACACACUGCUGACAUGAAACAUGCUUAAAAUGUAGAUUCAGAGUUAUAUUUGAGAUGUAUUCAUCAAUGAUGAAGCGCAAUACUAUUUUUAUGUUGAUUUGAGUUCAUGUCUAGGCUCAGUGCUGCUGACCAAUCCCACAUUUUUUUUAGUGGACGACUAGGAAGUUUGGAUGGAAAUGGACAGCUGCCUGCAGCAAAUUUUGUGUAUUAAUCUCUGAGGGCCAUAUUUGCACUGAUUGUCAAUGACUCUGCUUGCUUCCUCCUUCCACGUCUUUUCCAGGCCAAGAAAAAGCCGACCUCAGGUACUUUCACCUCUAUUGUUUAAAAAGCGGACUCUUUUUGUUGAGAGCGCACAAAUGAUUCAAAAAUGAUCAUGGCUGGACUCGUCCUAGUGGCUCGCCGCCCACUCUUCUUCCGCAAGACAAUCAAAACGUGUCGUCUUCCAUCCCUGCAAAAGAUGUCAACUUUUGCCAGAGAACUUUUUCAUUUUUGGAAACAAACUUGCGCACGUUUGCUCCUAUGAUUGAGCUUCUUACUUUUAUAUACUGUAUACUAGUUUAUGAUAUUAAAAAUAUCUUACCCAA
This is a messenger RNA of Corythoichthys intestinalis (scribbled pipefish), 1574 nucleotides long. RefSeq names its product brain protein I3 (gene bri3). Bases 400 to 807 code for a protein of 135 amino acids. The transcript has 3 exons. Lineage: Eukaryota; Metazoa; Chordata; Actinopteri; Syngnathiformes; Syngnathidae. The record is from RefSeq and is a predicted model, not a curated record.